Messenger RNA from Candida albicans SC5314, 1251 nucleotides. It is a transcript of the gene RAD23, whose product is annotated as Rad23p. The coding region runs from base 1 to 1251 and encodes 416 amino acids. Gene Ontology annotation, molecular function: polyubiquitin modification-dependent protein binding; proteasome binding; ubiquitin binding. The transcript is spliced from 2 exons. Gene Ontology annotation, cellular component: cytosol; nucleoplasm. NCBI's taxonomy places the organism in Eukaryota, Fungi, Ascomycota, Pichiomycetes, Serinales, Debaryomycetaceae. Gene Ontology annotation, biological process: nucleotide-excision repair; proteasome-mediated ubiquitin-dependent protein catabolic process. The record is from RefSeq and is a predicted model, not a curated record.
AUGCAAAUUAUAUUCAAGGAUUUCAAGAAACAGACCGUGUCACUUGAUGUGGAAUUGACUGAUACUGUUUUAUCAACAAAAGAGAAAUUGGCCCAGGAAAAAAGUUGUGAAUCAUCUCAAAUCAAAUUAGUUUAUUCUGGUAAAGUUUUACAAGAUGAUAAAGAUUUACAAUCAUAUAAACUUAAAGAAGGAGCAUCAAUAAUUUUUAUGAUUAAUAAAACGAAAAAGACUCCUACUCCAGUACCUGAAACUAAAAGUACUACUGGAACUUCUAAUGUCGAAAAUAAAUCAACUACAGAAUCAAGUACUCAAAACAAAGCUCAAGGUUCUACUAAUGAAUCAACAACAACAACAUCAUCAUCAUCAGCACCUGCACCAGCACCUGCAGGAGCUACCACAACUACAUCUGAGCAACAACAACCACAACCAGCAGCAUCUAAUGAAUCUACAUUUGCUGUAGGUAGUGAAAGAGAAGCUAGUAUUCAAAAUAUUAUGGAAAUGGGUUAUGAAAGACCACAAGUUGAAGCUGCAUUAAGAGCCGCAUUUAAUAAUCCUCAUCGUGCUGUUGAAUAUUUAUUGACUGGUAUUCCAGAAUCUUUACAACAUCCAGUAGCUCCAGCACAACCACCAGCAACAGGAACAGCACCAGCACAGCAAACUGAAGGUAAUACAUCAGAAAGUGGUCAACAAGGUGAAGAUGAAGAACAUGAAGGCGAUGAAUCUACUCAACAUGAAAAUUUAUUUGAAGCUGCUGCUGCUGCUGCUGGAGCUGGUGCCGGUGGAGCUGGUUCAGGAGCUGGAGCUGGAGCCGGAUCAGCCGAAGGUGAUAUUGGUGGAUUAGGUGAUGAUCAACAAAUGCAACUUUUAAGAGCUGCAUUACAAUCCAAUCCAGAAUUGAUUCAACCAUUAUUAGAACAACUUGCUGCUUCAAAUCCUCAAAUUGCUAAUUUGAUUCAACAAGAUCCAGAAGCAUUUAUAAGAAUGUUUUUAUCAGGAGCUCCUGGUUCUGGUAAUGAUUUAGGAUUUGAAUUUGAAGAUGAAAGUGGUGAAACUGGUGCUGGCGGUGCUGCUGCUGCUGCUACUGGUGAAGAUGAACAAGGUACUAUUCGUAUUCAAUUGAGUGAACAAGAUAACAAUGCCAUCAAUAGAUUAUGUGAACUUGGAUUUGAACGUGAUAUUGUUAUUCAAGUGUAUUUGGCUUGUGAUAAGAAUGAAGAAGUUGCUGCUGAUAUUUUGUUUAGAGAUAUGUAA